AUGAGUUCCAAAAGAAGGGUAGGAAUAGCCCAUUUCCUCCUCAGAACCUUUGAAAUGCUGGAUACGCCAAAGCUUAAACAUCUGAUAGAGUGGUCAACGUGUGGUGAGAUGUUCUAUAUCAAAAACGCUAGGGAAUUUGCUAAUAAAGUAUAGUCAAGAUUCAAAUUUAUUUCUUAGGUGCUCCCAUAAUAUUUCAGACAUAGGAACUUUUAAUCUUUCUUACGACAAUUGAAUAUGUAUAACUUUGUUAAGAAACGGUUGAAGAAUGGCUGGAAUCAGUUUUAACACAAGUAUUUCAAAAGGGAAGCCAAAAAUCUACUUAUACAUGUUCACCGCCGAAGCAAUGGUUAAUAAUCUGAUGAGGAAGAACAAACAAGUAUUUUCUAAUCGCUACUUUUAGACCAAUAAGACUCAAUCAAAAAACAAUAAGAAUAAUUGCAAUAAAUCAAAUAUCUCUAAAAUGAUAUUGUUCUUACCUCAAGCCUCCUCUAUCAAUAAUCAGUAAUUCUAUAAAGCAACUUCUAACGUCUCAAGAAUGUAUUAUCUUUCCGCUUAAAUUAGAAAUUAUUGUAUCAGUAUAUUGAGGAACAGAAACAAGAAAAAUUCCUCUUUAACACUUUCUCUCUUUUAAAUAAAUCACAAUCCGAUUCCCCCAAGUUAACUUAAACCAUACUCACUCAGAAUCACAAAGAAACAGAUCAGGAACCAUAAUUAUUUGUACUCUCUUGA
Paramecium tetraurelia is the source of this 729-nucleotide messenger RNA. RefSeq lists its product as uncharacterized. The record is from RefSeq and is a predicted model, not a curated record. The transcript is spliced from 3 exons. Gene Ontology annotation, molecular function: DNA-binding transcription factor activity; sequence-specific DNA binding. Gene Ontology annotation, biological process: regulation of DNA-templated transcription. Lineage: Eukaryota; Ciliophora; Oligohymenophorea; Peniculida; Parameciidae.